GUCUGUUUCGAAAGACCGGAGCGCACCACAUGAGGGAGGAGAAAGGCGGAUGAAAAACAAAUUAUAAAAAAAAAAGGAGGAAAGCGGAUGUAUAAAUCCACACCCUGCGACUUUGCAAAAACAACAGCACCCAUUGCAGAACUACGACGCAAUCAUGGAGGAUUCUUCUGCUCCACGCUCUGCUCGCACCACAUUUGGAUGGCUGGUAGGAGCCUCGCAGCUUCUGGGUGUGACGUCAGUAGUGCUAGCUGGCGUGUGGAUGGGUCACUACCACGGAGGCUUUGCGUGGGAUGGCUCCGACCAGGAGUUCAACCUUCACCCUCUGUGCAUGAUUCUGGGCAUGGUCUUCUUACAGGGAGAUGCCAUCCUGGUGUAUCGAGUGUUCCGUAAUGAGGCAAAAAAGAACGUCAAGAUGCUUCAUGGCAUCAUUCACAUGCUCGCCCUGAUCGUCAGCAUUGUCGGUAUGGCGGCUGUGUUUGACAACCACCGAGCAGCCAAGUACCCAGAUAUGUACUCCUUGCACAGUUGGUGCGGCAUGGCUACCAUUGUCUUAUUUAGCUUGCAGUGGGUCAUGGGUUUGUCGUUCUUCCUGUUUCCCGUCGCGUCGUCAUGGUUACGAUCAGCGUACCUCCCCGUUCAUGCGUUCUGUGGUCUGGUUCUGUUGGUUAUGGCUAUAGGGACCAGUUUGCUUGGUAUCACAGAGAAACUUCUCUUCAGCAUCAUGUCAACCUACUCGAGCUUUCCACCUGAAGGGAUCAUGGCCAACAUUCUGGGCAUCCUGCUCGCGUGUUUCGGGCUGCUGGUGUGCUACAUUGUCACCAAGGAAGAAUACAAGCGGCCACCGAACCCUGAGGAGGAGUCUUUGGCGGUCCACUUCAAGACCCUGACCGAAGGAAGCUCACCCACCAUGCCUUAAUUUAUUCCCUAACUGCUCACUACAAUUUGAUUUGUUUGAGUAGUUCUCUUGAUUUUACUCCUUUAAUACUGCAAGAUGGAAUUAAAUACUGACGUGGGCCACUUGGAAAAAAAAUACAAGAGCUGUGAUUAUGCCCACUUUGGAUUGAGACUGUCAAAGAAAAUUUGUUUGCAUUCGUGUGUUGUGCAAGUAUGUUUUUCAAUGUGCAACUUUGUCAACUGUGAAGGUAUUUUAAGUAUUAAGUGUAUUAUAUUAAGUUAAUGGUUUUGGGAGUGUGAGAUAUUUAGUAAAUUAAAUAAU
This is a messenger RNA of Syngnathus typhle (broad-nosed pipefish), 1216 nucleotides long. It is a transcript of the gene cyb561, whose product is annotated as transmembrane ascorbate-dependent reductase CYB561. Gene Ontology annotation, molecular function: oxidoreductase activity. Bases 155 to 916 code for a protein of 253 amino acids. The transcript is spliced from 6 exons. The record is from RefSeq and is a predicted model, not a curated record. Gene Ontology annotation, cellular component: lysosomal membrane. NCBI's taxonomy places the organism in Eukaryota, Metazoa, Chordata, Actinopteri, Syngnathiformes, Syngnathidae.